AUGGAGGAUUUGGGGAAAAGAGUGGAUGUUGUAGAUCAACAAAUCCAAGCGCUCCGUGAAGACCUUAACCGCAAAUUUGAUCAGCUAGUUGAGAUGGUAAGAAAGGGUGUUCCUCCUGUUGCCAAUGAAGAAUCAUCAAAGGAGGCAGAUGAUAGGCGUCGAAGAAUGGGAGGUCGUAUUGAAGCAAAAACACCUCAUUCACGUGUUGUUCAGCGUACUUCAAGGAGGCCAAUGUAUGCUGAAGCUUCCGAAGGUGAAGAAUAUGACGAGGGCCUUGAAGAACCUGAUCUCCAUACAUAUCCGAGAGUACACCGCUCUACAUAUGCGAGGGAUACGUACAAGGUGAGAGCUGAGAUCCCCACUUUUAAUGGAAAUGUUGAUAUUGAGGGGUGCCUUGAUUGGUUGUAUGAGGUGGAGACUUUCUUUGAGCUAAAGCAGACCACAGCAGUUGGGAGAUCCAAUCCAGGCCGACAUGCCCCAUCUCACCACUUCCUCUGCAGCCGCCUUCGGCGUCGCCGGCGGCGGCGGCCACCCAGUCUUCCGUCCCCUUCCUCGCCGCACGCAGCUGCGGGCGCGGGCAGCGUGGGCGGCCGGGGAGGCGUGCGCACGGCGGAGCUGCCGCAGCCGACCUUCUACGAGCUGCUGGGGAUCUCGGCGGAGGGGAGCAGCUUCGAGGACGUGCGCGCGGCGUACCGGCGGAUGGCGCGCAAGUACCACCCGGACGUCUCCCCGCCGGACGCCGCCAAGGAGCACACCCGCCGCUUCAUCCAGGUCCAGGAGGCCUACGAGACGCUCUCCGACCCCAGCCGCCGCAGCAGCUACGACCAGGCGCUCGCCCGCGGCGUCUGCAGGCUCGCCUUCGACCCGGCCUCGCGCCGCCACGCCUCCAAUUCCGCCUUCUACCACCAGGAGAUGGAAGAGAAGUCUGGAUGGAGGACGUCUUGGGAAGGCCAAAUCGCCGAGCUGAAGAACAGGAGCACAGGGAAGGAUUCUGAGGAGAACCUGUCCUGGGGGGCUCGGAUGCGAAGGAGAAGGGCUGAGCAAAUGUGACAGUGAUCUCCAGGCACAUGAUGCGUACUUGUUGUAUGUAGCAUUUGAAUUGUUUAUAUCUUUGAGUAGCAAAAUUAGAAGCGCUAUGAUUAAUGAUAGUUAGGUUUGGAGUAUAACAGCGCUAAAGCUUACCAGUUGUGGUUACAUAUAUAGUUCAAGUAGGUGGCAGGGUUUUUGUAAAACUCAAAUGUGCUGCUCUUCCUUGAAUCUUGCCCCUGGUCCAAUGUAAAUAUAACCAGAUAAAAAUAAUCUAAGCUAGUAGUACUUUGAA
Molecule: messenger RNA, 1321 nt
Organism: Lolium rigidum
Lineage: Eukaryota; Viridiplantae; Streptophyta; Magnoliopsida; Poales; Poaceae
Exons: 3
Coding region: 1-1050 (349 amino acids)
Cellular component (GO): chloroplast
Source: RefSeq, a predicted model, not a curated record